This is a messenger RNA of Rana temporaria (common frog), 1522 nucleotides long. RefSeq lists its product as uncharacterized. Bases 129 to 1331 code for a protein of 400 amino acids. Lineage: Eukaryota; Metazoa; Chordata; Amphibia; Anura; Ranidae. Gene Ontology annotation, cellular component: immunological synapse; tetraspanin-enriched microdomain; membrane. The transcript is spliced from 15 exons. The record is from RefSeq and is a predicted model, not a curated record.
AAAUAUAGUCCAGCUUGCAUGUUUCUCAGUUUAGUUGCUUUAUAGUGCUGCAAUGAGAAGUAGCUUAAAAAGAUUGGAGUGGACACACAAAAAGGCUUGGCUAAAAAUAUUCGGAAACGUUGAUAGCGAUGCCAUGGUAUAGGCAGUACUUUUGGCUUCUGUUGUUCGGAGGCAUUAUCAUUUUAGUGGCAAUCAUCUCCUUCGCUGUAAUUUGUGCGUGUACAACUCGGUUAUCAAAAAGUGUUUUUCGGAUUCAGAAGUCUCUCAAGCGAAAGAAAGGAGAUACAUCUACAAUAGUCACAGAAAAUAGCAUAAAUUACUCGUCAGGGCAAUCUAAAGUCAAAUUACCAAAUCGGACAGAAAGAGAUUUUGCUGUUUCUGAAAUUCCCAUUACAGUCAUGCCACCCAAAAUAUAUGCUGUGAUACAAAAGGGGUCUCCACAGUUGCCUCCACGGGGCUUAUUUAUUUCUGAAAUUCCCAGUCCAGUCUUGCCACCCAAAAUGCAUGCUAUGAUACAAAAGGAGUCUCCACAAUUGCCUCCACGGGGCUUAUAUCCUAAGCAUAAUGCCAAGGCAGAAAAUACUAAUUCAGCUAUUUCUGAAAUUUCCAGUACAGUCAUGCCACCCAAAAUGCAUGCUAUGAUACAAAAGGGGUCUCCACAGUUGCCUCCACGGGGCUUAUAUCCUAAGCAUAAUGCCAAGGAAGAAAAUACUAAUUCAGCUGUUUCUGAAAUUCCCAUUACAGUCAUGCCACCCAAAAUAUAUGCUAUGAUACAAAAGGGGUCUCCACAGUUGCCUCCACGGGGCUUAUAUCCUAAGCAUAAUGCCAAGAAAGAAAAUACAAAUUCAGCUAUUUCUGAAAAUCCCAUUAUAGUCUUGCCACAAAAAAUAAAUGCUAUGGUACAUAUGGGACCUCCACGGGUGCCUCCAUGGGGCUUAUAUCCUGAAUAUAAUGGCAAGUCAGAAAAUACAAAUUCACAUACACCUAACCCAAAUGACAGAUAUUCCAAUGCAUCCUAUGAUUCUGUAGGCAGCAUUUCAGGCUAUUCUAACUACUCUGAUUCAGCUGCAGCAGAUCCUGAAUAUAAUGGCAAGACAAAAAAUACAAAUUCACAUACACCUAACCCAAAUGACAGAUAUUCCAGUCAAUCCUAUGAUUCUGUAGGCAGCAUUUCAGGCUAUUCUAACUACUCUGAUUCAACUGCAGCAGCUUUUUCUAAAGAACGAGAAUAUUUGGAGGUGAUUCCAGAUGUUGACGAUGGGGGCUAUGAUGAUGUGGAAAUAAUCAGUUCAGAAUCGGACAUCAGCUAUCGUUGGAAUAACAAACCCUAAAAACACAGACUUUUCACUACUCACUAAUAAACUGAACUUGUACGAGUGGAAUCUUACCUAAUUGCACACAUGAGAUGACAUUUGUAUAUGUUUUGUGUAGAUAUGAAAAUGUACAAUAAAUUAAAAUAUACUGAAUACAAUAUCAUAGUUACAUAGUUAGUCAGGUUUAGAGUUGAGCGGACACCUGGAUG